GCUUGCAGAGUAACUGCAGGAGGGACGGCAGGAAGGCUCUGCUGAAAUCUGUGCGCGCAAGUGGGAAAUGGAGAAAUCCCGGCCGCUAUGGGACAAUCCCUUACAGUUUGUUUUUGCUUGCAUUUCUUAUGCCGUGGGGCUGGGAAAUGUAUGGAGGUUUCCAUAUUUAUGUCAGAUGUACGGAGGAGGAGGCUUUUUGAUCCCGUAUUUUAUCAUGCUGAUUGUGGAGGGGAUGCCACUGCUGUACCUGGAGCUGGCGGUGGGGCAGCGCAUGCGGCGAGGGAGCAUCGGCGCCUGGAAAACGAUAAGUCCCUACCUCUGCGGGGUCGGCGUUGCCAGCGUCGUGGUGUCCUUCUUCCUCUCCAUGUACUACAACGUGAUAAACGCCUGGGCCUUCUGGUACCUCUUCCACUCCUUCCAGGACCCCCUGCCCUGGGCCAGCUGCCCGCCCAACAGCAACCGCACGAGCUAUGAGGCCGAGUGCGCACGGACGUCGCCCACGCAGUACUUCUGGUACCGGCGGACCCUGAACAUCGCGCCGUCACUGGAGGCGAGCGGGGGGCUGCAGUGGGAGCAGGCACUGUGCCUGACGCUGGCCUGGCUCAUGGUCUACCUCUGCAUCCUCCGCGGCACCGAGUCCACCGGCAAGGUUGUCUACGUGACCGCUUCCUUGCCCUACUGUGUUCUUAUCAUAUACCUAGUAAGAGGAUUAACGCUUCAUGGGGCUGUGAACGGACUCAUUUACAUGUUUACACCAAAGCUGGAGCAGCUGGCGAAUCCCAAGGCCUGGAUCAGCGCGGCUACGCAGAUCUUCUUCUCGCUGGGCCUGGGCUUUGGGAGCCUCAUCGCCUUUGCCAGCUACAACAAGCCGAGCAACAACUGCGAGCGACACGCCGUCGUCGUCUCGCUGAUCAACAGCGCCACGUCGAUAUUCGCCAGCAUCGUGACUUUCUCUAUCUACGGCUUCAAGGCGACGUUUAACUACGAAAGCUGCAUAAACAAGGUGAUACUGCUGCUGACAAACGCUUUUGACCUGGAAGAAGGCUCUUUGACAGCAGACACCCUUGGCGCAGUGCGAGCCCGCCUCGCGGCUGCCCACCCGCACCAGUAUGCAGAGCUGCUGCCACAGCUCAAAAACUGCAGCCUGGAAGCAGAGCUGGACACGGCUGUCCAGGGCACAGGACUAGCGUUUAUAGUCUAUUCUGAAGCAAUCAAAAACAUGGAGGUGCCGCAGCUGUAUUCGGUGCUCUACUUCACCAUGCUGUUGAUGCUGGGCAUAGGGAGCAUGCUGGGAAACACGGCUGCUAUCCUCACGCCGCUGACUGACAGCAAGUUCAUUGCCACCCACUUACCCAAGGAGGUGAUCUCAGGCCUUGUGUGCUUCAUUAACUGCAUCAUCGGCCUAACUUUCACCAUGGAGGCUGGAAAUUACUGGUUUGACAUAUUCAAUGACUACGCAGCCACCCUCUCGCUGCUGCUUAUUGUGCUGGUGGAAACCAUUGCUGUGUGUUACAUUUACGGGAUAAGAAGAUUUGAGAAAGAUCUUCAGACAAUGAUUGGACAUAAGCCAAGCUGGUAUUGGAAAAUUAUGUGGGCUUUUGCUAGUCCCUUGCUAAUUAUAAGCCUAUUUAUAUUUUACAUCACCGACUAUAUCCUCACAGGAACACUGCAAUACCAAGCAUGGGAUGCCACACAGGGGCAGCUGGUGAUGAAGGACUACCCCGGCUAUGCCCUGGCUGUGAUCGGGCUGCUGGUGGCCACAUCCACCAUGUGCAUCCCCCUGGGGGCUCUGGUAACUUUUAUCAGCAGGAGGCUGAAGAGGGAAAACAUUUCGACAGUUGCAUGAAUGCAGCCCCCUGGGCUCACGAAGACCUUUCCUGCAGGGCCAGUGACCAGGCGCUUCUGGAAGACCACAGCAACCUUCAUCUCUAGCAGCUGUUUAUAGAUUUGAGAACCUCGGGUGCUAUCUUUACCAAAGUGCUCUUGGGAGGCCCCACAACAGUUCAGAAAAAAACAGAAAAAAGCUCUUCUGUAACAGAUGAAACUUUAAGAUGGCCUCUGUAAGAGGAAUAAUAAAAAAAAAAAAGAACAGCAGCUCAUAAAAUGCUACUUAGCACAAAUUAACCAGUGUAUUGGCUAAUUAUGUAACAUUUAGUUGUUCUUCUCCAGUCUGUGGCACUGCUUCUGUGGAAAUACAAACUAAGCGUGUUCUUUCA
Messenger RNA from Dromaius novaehollandiae (emu), 2216 nucleotides. It is a transcript of the gene SLC6A20, whose product is annotated as solute carrier family 6 member 20. The transcript is spliced from 11 exons. Gene Ontology annotation, biological process: sodium ion transmembrane transport. Gene Ontology annotation, cellular component: plasma membrane. The coding region runs from base 68 to 1846 and encodes 592 amino acids. Gene Ontology annotation, molecular function: L-proline transmembrane transporter activity. NCBI's taxonomy places the organism in Eukaryota, Metazoa, Chordata, Aves, Casuariiformes, Dromaiidae. The record is from RefSeq and is a predicted model, not a curated record.